UAGGGACUCAAGCUCAUAAUUACCACAUGGGGUUGAGGAGAGAGGGACGUGCAAAGAGAUAGGCUUCAGUUGGCUUUUCUUUUCUCUUUUAUUCCCUUGCUCUUCUCCUCUCAUUUUGUGUCCUCUCUUCUCUUCUCCUCUCUUCUCCUCUCCUCUCCUCUUCUCUCCUCUCUGCACCCCUCCACUCUCCCAUCUCUCGUACGCUGCUGCUCUUGCCAUUGCUCUGCCCCACCAUCUGAAAUAUGAAACACAAAAGGCGCCGCCACAAAGGGAAGAAAGGCUAAGAGAAACGGCAGAGAAAAGGACAAACAAAUAAAGUUUGCCCCCCUCUAUUCUCUUCUAUCUCCCUCCCUCCCCCUCCCCAUCCUCAUCCCCCUCUCCCUGCCUCCCCUCUUCCCCAGCCCCACAAACCAGAUCCCUCCGCCUCCCUCCCAACCUCCCCCAACCACUCUACUCGCUUUCUCUCUCUCUCUCUGCCUCUCCUCCCCCUCCCUCGCUCCCUCCCUCUCCCUCUCCCUCUCCCUCUCUCGCUCUAGCUCUAGCUCUCUCUCCACCCCCCUCUCUCUGCACAAGGCUCAGGCAGUUGGUUCGCCCCAGCGUGACAGAGGCGCACCGAGUGUUAUGUAGGACUGUUAUUUAGGUCUGUUACAGCAGACGGGGAGCAGCGAGCCCAAGGGCAGAGGGAACGACACAGAGCAAAACGAGAGUGAGAAGAGGAGAGAGAGAGAGCCAGAGAGACAGAUAGAUAGAGAGAAACAGAGAAGGAGUGAGAGAUAGAAAUAUAGAGCAAAGGACAGGCAGAGAACGAACAAGACUGACUGAGAGCGGAGAGAGAGAGAGAGAGAGAGAGAGAGAGAGAGAGAGAGAGAGAGAGAGAGAGAGAGAGAGAGGGAGAGAGAGAGAGAGAGAGAGAGAGGGUUGAGCGAGGCAGGAACCAGGACCACAUUCCAGCUAGUUAAGAGAAAAAAAAGGGGGAACUGGCAAGAUCGUGUGCUCUACAGACAGGCUGAGAGAGAGAGAGAAAGAGGGGGAAAGAGGGAAAAGAAGGCAGCAAACGAAAGACAACAGCACAUAACCCAGCCAAGGAAUUUUUUGGACUGGGGAUUGUGACUGUGUGUGUGUGUGUUGUGCUGUGUCUGACUGUUGCUGUUGCUGUUGCUGUCACUGCCGCUUCUGCUGCUUGCUGCUGGAGCUGUUUGUUGUUGCUCUUGUCACUGUUUUUGAGGCAGUGACGUGAAGCAGAGAGAGAGAGAGGGAGAGAGAGAGAGAGAGAGAGAGAGAGAGAGAGAGAGAGAGAGAGAGAGGAGCAGAGCAGAGAGGAGUCCAGCAGAGUGGAGUGGAGCAGAAGAGGAGGAGGAGAAAGCAGAUCGAGAGAGAGAGAGAGAGAGAGAGAGAGAGAGAGAAGAGAGAGGGAGAGAGAGAGCAGCGCAGCACAGCACAGCUCAGCUCAGGCUGAUUGAGUUAGAGGUUUUUUUCUUCUCUUCUCCCCCCCUUUUCCCUUUCUUUCUACACUAAGGAGAGGGAGAGUGCUCUUUUCUCGCAAGACAGCGACAGAGAAGCAGAGAGAGAGAGAGAGACAGAGCAAGAAACAGAGACAGAGAGAGAGAGAGGGAGAGACAAACAGUCUGACAGAAAGAGUUAAAGCGCGGCGAAACAAUUGAAUCGCAGUGUAUCGCGGCGAGUAUGUUUGACUGUAUGGAGGCCCUGGGCAUGGGGCCGCGGCAGCUGUACGACGUGACGGCGCGGGGAGCCUGCAUGCUCCGCAAGGCCAGCCCCUUCUUCGCCGGCCUGGACCCCUUCGCAUGGAGCGGCACCGCCAGCAUUCAGUCGGUGGAGACCCAGAGUACCAGCUCGGAGGAGAUGGUCCCCAGCUCUCCCUCCCCUCCUCCCCCGCCGCGCGUCUACAAGCCCUGCUUCGUAUGCCAGGACAAGUCCUCCGGAUACCACUAUGGCGUCAGCUCCUGCGAGGGAUGCAAGGGUUUCUUCCGCCGCAGCAUCCAGAAGAACAUGGUGUACACCUGCCACCGCGACAAGAACUGCCAGAUCAACAAGGUGACGCGCAACCGCUGCCAGUACUGCCGCCUGCAGAAGUGCUUCGAGGUCGGCAUGUCCAAGGAAGGUGAGACGGCGAUGAACUACAGUAAAGCUGUGCGUAACGACCGCAACAAGAAGAAGAAGGACGUGAAGGAGGAGGCGGUGGUGCCGGAGAGCUACGAGCUGAGCGGGGAGCUGGAGGAACUGGUCAACAAAGUCAGCAAGGCCCACCGGGAGACCUGCCCCUCACUCACCCAGCUGGGGAAAUACACCACCAACUCCAGUUCAGACCACAGGGUUCAGUUGGACCUGGGGCUGUGGGACAAGUUCAGCGAGCUCUCCACCAAGUGCAUCAUCAAGAUCGUGGAGUUUGCCAAGCGCCUGCCCGGCUUCACUACCCUCAGCAUCGCCGACCAGAUCACCCUGCUCAAGUCAGCCUGCCUGGACAUCCUGAUGCUGAGGAUCUGCACACGUUACACUCCAGAGCUGGACACAAUGACCUUCUCCGACGGCCUGACACUCAACCGUACGCAGAUGCACAAUGCUGGCUUCGGCCCGCUCACAGACCUGGUCUUCUCCUUUGCUGGUCAGCUGCUGCCACUGGAGAUGGAUGACACAGAGACCGGACUCCUCAGCGCCAUCUGCCUGAUUUGUGGAGACCGUAUGGACCUGGAGCACCCAGAGGAUGUAGACCGGCUGCAGGAGCCCCUGCUGGAGGCCCUCAAGAUCUACGCCCGCCGCCGCCGCCCCAACAAGCCCCACAUGUUCCCGCGCAUGCUCAUGAAGAUCACAGACCUGCGCGGCAUCAGCACCAAAGGUGCGGAGAGGGCCAUCACCCUGAAGAUGGAGAUCCCGGGCCCCAUGCCUCCCCUCAUCCGGGAGAUGCUGGAGAACCCCGAGAUCUUCGAGGACCAGGCGGACGGGGACGGCGACGGCGACAGCGACACCAAGCCCGACCUGCCGCCCCCUCCCCCGGCCUCGGCAGGAGGCCCGUGUGGCGGCGGUGGCCCCCCUCACCUCAAGCAGGAGCAGGAGGACGAGGAGGACAGCUGGGGCGGCGAGAACGGCAGCGAGCCCUCACCUCUGGAGGAGGAGGACGACGACGUGGACGACGACGACGACGUCGGGGACGACGACAGGGCCACGGACAGCGAGAGCGAGGCCUGGGGGGUGCAGGAGAGCCUAGAGCCCCCCCGCAAGAGCCACUUGGGCCGCGCCCAGUGAGAUGAUGGAUGAUGUGUCUCCCCAACACACACACACACACACACACACAAACAAGUGUGUAUAGAUGUGAUACACACUCACACACACACAUUCACACUCACACACACACACACAGACACAUACACGCAUACACACACACACGUGUAUACAUUUACUACACACACACACACACACAGUCACACACGUGUAUACAUGUACUACACACACACACACACACACACACACACACACACACACACACACACACACACACACACACACACACACACACACACACACACACAACCACACACACACACACACACACACACACACACACACACACACACACACACACACACACGAAAGCCAAUCGAAAGCCAAUCAAACAUGAACGCACACAACACACACACACUGUACACACCUUUCUUUAAACACUUCUGCCACAUAAAAUACACAUACACACAUAAAUACUGUACGUACACACAGACACAUUACAUUACAUAUACACAUACAGUACACACACACACACACACACACACACACACACACACACACACACACACACACACACACACACACACACACACACACACACACACACACACACACACAAACAUGAACACACAUUUUGAUUUCCCCUGUUUGGGGGAAGCAGUAGCCUUACUUGUAUAGAUUCUUUUCAACUCAGGCCAGACUGGUCAACGAUGAGUGACUUUGCAUUGAGACAAUACAAGAGGAGGUCGUACAGAGUAUGCAGUCCACCUGGCAGGGGCGCUGCCAGAAAUGCUGGGCCCCAUGAAAGAUUCGAAUUUUGGGCCCCCUUAAGGGCCCCUCUGAGUGCUUGGGCCCCCUUAAGGGCCCCUAUCAGUGCUUGGGCCCUUAGAAUCUGUACCACCUCCCCCCCCCCUAGCGGCCCCCAUGCCACCUGGUGAACUCUGCCGUGACGUGAUGUCAAGAGGGGGGAAAAAAAACAACAACAAAAACACGAGGCUAAACUCAUGGACUUUCAAGACGCUUGGUCUCUUUUCUAUAUUUUUCGUUCUUUUAAAAUCAUAUUUGUAUCCAAGUAAUGGAAUGGCCAAAACAAAACAAAAAACAACACACAGUACAGUACCGUUAACACUGAUGGUUAUGUUAAAACACUUCCUAAGAUGACUACAGGUCAAAAACCAAACUGAAUAUGCUAUGUACUAUUUUUUGUUUUUGUCAUAGACAUUUUCUUUUGUCCUUAUAUUUUAUGACUAGGCCCAUACAUAUCUAUAUAUGUUUAUUUUUUGCCUUUGUGUAAUAUUUUCUUUGUUUAAAAACUCGUGUUUGAAUAGUGUUCCUACAGAGAGAUGGAAAAAGAUGGAUAAUUGACUAAUUCUUUUUUUUUUUGUAACUGGCAGUCCUCUACUGAGCCUCCUGCUCUUCUGAUUGGCUGUUGCUAUUUGAGCACUCGGCUGAUUGGCUGAGCUCUCUGGGCACUUUGGGCUCACUGUAGAUGUCAAUGAUAAUCACCUCAGUCCUGCAGGCAUCGCGUAGGGCAGGACUUCAGCACCAUCGGACGACUCAGACGAUUGGCAUUAUUAUUAUACUUGCUCUCAUACUUCCACCCUUGUAGAUCGGAGGGUGCUCUUUGUUUAUGUUUUUUUUCUUUGUGUGUUGUACAUGUCUGUCUUUGUUUCUGCAUGUGUGUGUGUGUGUGUGUGUGUGUGUGUGUGUGUGUGUGUGUGUGUGUGUGUGUGUGUGUGUGUGUGUGUGUGUGUGUGUGUGUGUGUGUGUGUGUGUGUGUGUGUGUGUGUGUGUGUGAGUGUCAGAAUGUGUGUGUGCCAGAAUGUGUGUGUGCCAAAGUUAGCAGAUGGUUUCUCUGAUCAGAACGUGUAAUGUUAUCAGGGACCCCUGGACUCAGAUUAGAUGUAUGCCACAGGUAUAUUGUGCGUGCACAGGUAGGCUACAUCUACUGCAUACACGUGCGUAUAUCAUAUGCAUAUAUGUGGAUCUAACGAAUGCCUUGAUUCAUUCAGACAGCAGCCAUAUUGUGUAGGUCUACGGGCCUCCAAAGCACACAGACACAGAUAUUUGAGCAGACUUCACUCAGAAAAGGUGUUUCAGGUCAGUGCUAGUGGUUUUUGUCAUACGGACAUGUAGCACUUUUACAAACAGUGUGGGGUGACACACUGCCAUUGAUAAUUGCUAUCAUGGAUAUUUUGGGUAGUGUCACGGAAAGUAUGGGUUAGCCCAGGCUAGCCAUGUGCGCAAAGCUUGUAAGAUGGGUCAAUGACGUUUUCUUGGGCUCAGACAUCAAAUGGCACAACCACUGCUAAUGCCCAUAAAUGAAUUAGUAAUUGGUCGUUAAUGUACUGUAAUGUAUACGCUUCUUAAAUACUGUAAUCUGCUACAAAAAAAAGUUGAAUACAUACAAUAGUGGUAUUAGCUGUGGUUCCACCACCCAGAUGUAUCCUACUAUUAAAGCAUCAUUGACCCAGAUAUUAAUGAGGCUUGGUCGGGCAAAUCUCCCAUAGACAGGAAUAGAAGUCCAGGCUGUAGUUAGCAUUGUAGGAAGAAAUGGAAGGCCACUGGGGCCAGGAGGGACAGUGCCAACUGGGGGUAAUUCAGGGGGCCCUGGAAUUCGCCGGGGGUGCACAGAGGAUUUUGAUAUUGGCUCGGGUUGGGGCCCAGAAAUAUUUUCUCUUUCAGAGGGCCCCCCCUAGUGGCUAUGAUAGUCAUCGCUCCCAUAACUGCUCAUUCAGCACAGAUUAAAAUUCUCACAGUCAGUGUUCGGCCAAUAUUCACACCAGUGCUACACUGCGCCACAGUUUAGUGUAUUAAUAUUAACACACACACACAUGCAGACAUGCGUACACGCAUACUCAAACACACACAUACGUGUAUGCACACACACACACACACACACACACACACACACACACACACACACACACACACACACACACACACACACACACACACACACACACACACACACACACACGCAUACACAAACACACACUCUUUGUUCUUUGACAAACACUCACAAAAAACCUGUGUGCUGCACACACACACACAUACAUAGCCUACAUCCAAGUCAAUACAUACACACACAUCAUCCUUAGCGUCGUUGUUGUCAUUGUUGCUGUUCUUCUCAUCAUCACGUAAAGCGUCAGAGUAUGCAGACUCAGGGUAUCUCUAAGGACCAAACGCCGGCUGUCAGAACUGUAGCUGGACACAGGCAAUAUACUGUACAUACUGUACGUACAACAUGCAUUUUCACACGUGAUCUCAACCCAGUGUGCUUCACUCACAGAGUCCCAACACAACUCGCCUGCAAAUAUUAAAAAAACAUAUAAAGGAAGAAAAGCAAAGCCAUCAGCAGUCAAAGUUACUUGUACUUCUCUUGAGGGAUGCAAAAAAAUGUGUUUCAUGUGCAUCACAGUCGUUUUGUUGACAAACAAAAAAAGUAGUGUAACUUGUAACAUAUGGUCAAAGUUGACCCGACGUGAAAGCAAUACAAAAAAAUAACAAGGAAUUCCAGGUUUUUGUGUGAAACAGCAGACCUGCUUGUGUGUUUUAGUGUGUGUGUGUGUGUGUGUGUGUGUGUGUGUGUGUGUGUGUGUGUGUGUGUGUGUGUGUGUGUGUGUGUGUGUGUGUGUGUGUGUGUGUGUGUGUGUGUGUGUGUGUGUGUGUGUGUGUGUGUGUUUGAAUAUUGUACAAACUGUAGCCUUUUUUUCUCCAAAUGUCUGUGAAUAUCCCGGUGUGUGUGUGUGUGUGUGUGUGUGUGUGCGCGUGCGUGCGUGCGUGCGUGCAAGCAUGUGUGUGUACCAUUCACCUCAUCAGCAGUCACUGCAGUCUCUCUCUUCACGGUAAGACAUUGCCGUCAUGCAAAACGAAUGUUGAGAUUAUUGUCGUUCUGUUUCGUCUUUGUUUGUCGUCUGUUAUUUUAACAUGGCUGUGGUCAACACUCCGUUCCUCGGCCCAUGCCAACAAACUCUGUCAUGUAAAAAGAAAAGCCAUAUAAAACAGUAAAAGGCACAAUAAAAACAUUUUGUGA
Molecule: messenger RNA, 7270 nt
Organism: Engraulis encrasicolus (European anchovy)
Lineage: Eukaryota; Metazoa; Chordata; Actinopteri; Clupeiformes; Engraulidae
Gene: rarga
Product: retinoic acid receptor gamma a
Exons: 8
Coding region: 1684-3258 (524 amino acids)
Biological process (GO): retinoic acid receptor signaling pathway; cellular response to corticotropin-releasing hormone stimulus; regulation of transcription by RNA polymerase II
Cellular component (GO): transcription regulator complex; nucleus
Molecular function (GO): zinc ion binding; nuclear receptor activity; nuclear glucocorticoid receptor binding
Source: RefSeq, a predicted model, not a curated record